AUGUAUGAGUCGACUGAAAAGCACAUGGUGGGCACACGUGCGCCCGAGAGUGACCUCGCUCGGGAGCUCCUAGGCAGCGAUUCCGGCUUGGCGCGGGUGCUCUGUGAGUAUUCCACGCGGGCGGGCAGAUGGGAGGUGCUAGUGGAGGAGGUGCAGAACAUUGAGGAGGAACUCCUAGGCAGCAAUUCCGGUCUGGAGCUCCUAGGCAGCAAUUCCGGCCUGGCGAGGGUCCUCUGUGAGUAUUCAACCAGGGCGGGCAGAUGGGAGGCACUAGUGGAGGAGGUGCAAACGAUCGAAGAGGUCACUCCCACCGAGGGAAAGGCAGGUUCGGGAGCGCUCGCAGGUCCGGUUGGCCGGGCAGGUCCGGGAGGGCUUUCCGAGCCUCAAGGCCUGGGUUGGUCGCAGGAGGAGAGAAGAGCAGGGGGAGUCGGAGGGGGAGAAAGUGUGGGGGAGGGGGGAAAGGGGGGUGAUGGGUUAAGAAUAGCAUGGCAGUAUAAGCACUUGGCUCCCCAGUUUACCGGAGUGGGAUUAGGAGGGCCGGUAGGUGCGUCUGUACCGUACUGCACCGAGUUUGACCUCCGCGCACCGCUGUCCCGGCCGUCGCUAAGGCAUGCGCAGCAGCUGUGCACGUGUGUACCCAUGGGGGUAGAUGCGGUGAUGAUGAUAGGGACAGAUGGCAACUGCGCUCAGCAGGCGCAGCAGCAACACCAGCAGCAGCAGCAGCAGCAGCAUCAGGGGGAAGAGGAGGGCUCGGGACCAGCGUCAGAUUUCACACAAGGCUUCUUUGGCCGUGUGUCAGGCUUCCUCUCCUCCAUUGACUCCCCCACACCUGGGGGGUCUACAGGAAUUGGGGAACGAGGCAUGGAAGGGAGAGGAGGAGGAAGCGGAGGUGGCGGGCGAGGGGGAGAAGGGGGGGGAAGGGUGGGUCGCAUUGGUGUGCAUUCUCUGGGAGCUCCUCCCGCGUUGCUGCUGUCAGGGAAUGAUGCCCAGUGCUUUGAAUGUGCUGCUGAGACUGAGGCUGCAGCAUGCAGCAGACGUGGUGCUGGCGAUGCUCUGGAAGUGACCACUCUGGUGCUGAGAGCAGUGAACAGGAAGCGACAGAUAGUGGUGGAGGAGGCACACCCACCCCCCAUCGAUGCCACAGGGGGAGCAGCAGGUUCAAGCGGUGGAGGAGGCUCGGUUGGAUGUGGUAGUUCAGGCGGGGGAAGCGGUGCUCUGGAUUUCUGA
Molecule: messenger RNA, 1227 nt
Organism: Closterium sp. Naga37s-1
Lineage: Eukaryota; Viridiplantae; Streptophyta; Zygnematophyceae; Desmidiales; Closteriaceae
Source: the annotation of a GenBank genome assembly